Molecule: messenger RNA, 1547 nt
Organism: Drosophila eugracilis
Lineage: Eukaryota; Metazoa; Arthropoda; Insecta; Diptera; Drosophilidae
Gene: Vha36-2
Product: V-type proton ATPase subunit D
Exons: 2
Coding region: 406-1488 (360 amino acids)
Cellular component (GO): proton-transporting V-type ATPase complex
Molecular function (GO): proton-transporting ATPase activity, rotational mechanism
Source: RefSeq, a predicted model, not a curated record
UUUUGUCCAUUUUUGUAGUUUUAACUUUCGACUCGUUGUUUUUAUAAGAAUAUUUUCCAAAUCACAUAUACUAACCAAACACAAAGUUGAUUCAUGCUGUGAAAUGCAUUCUUGAUAAACGUUAAAGCAAUUCUUAAAUGUACAUUUGAUAAAAACAAUGUGAUUCAUUUGUAUUUAAAACUUUGAAUCAUUAACCCUUUAAGUUCAUAAAACUCAUUGCUAAAACUUUUAUAAGUAAAUCAAUAAAUAAAGUUCUUUUUACUAAUAAAAAUCCGAUUUGACUGAGAUUUGAAAGAAAAUUAAGUUUCUAUAAGUAGUCCUUCCAAUAAAUGUAAAAAAAAAACCAAAAAUUCAGCCAAUCCCAAUCCCUUUCCGAUCACAUCUUCUAAUUAACAACACCCCACAAUGGCCAAACGCGAUAUUCUGCCAGUAUUUCCUUCUCGGGCAAAUUCAGUGAUAAUGAAGCAGCGGGUUCUUGCAGCCAGGAGGGGCGUCGGUCUUCUAAAACGUAAGCGGGACGCCAUUGACAUGAAGCUGCGAGAGCUGCGCAAGAUGCGAUUCGACCAGGAUGUUGAUGCGGACGAGACAAUGCGUCAUGCCAUUUUCUCAAUGGCCAAGGCCAAUCUCCUGGGCGCCGAUUUCAAGCCACAAAUGGUAAGCAACAGCCAAGUGGCAUCCGCCUAUCUCCGACGAACCGAAAUCAAGAUUGUGGGCAUCAAACUUAAUUGCCUGGACCUGGAGACGAGGGGUACGGGUGCCUUUCCAUUGGCGGGUCUCAGUUGUGGUGGGAUGCAAGUUAAUCGGAUUAGAGAUGCCUAUACGAAGGCACUACGGGAACUAGUGGGUUAUGCCUCUUUAGAGUAUCAGGAGCGGAUGCUGCAGGCUGCCUCCCUACAGACCAACAUGAGGGUUAAUGCCUUGGAGCAUGUGGUCAUUCCGAUUUUGCAAAAUACCUAUAACUAUAUAUGCGGCGAGCUGGAGGAGUUCGAGCGCGAGGACUUUUAUCGUCUGAAACGCUCCCAGGCCAAGCAGUUGGAGGCGAAAAUGGCCUUUAGCGAAUUGAUCAAGACCAAGAACAUGACCGACGAGGAGCUGGAAUUAUAUGUUCGUAAGAACAUAACCCAAGCCCGACCAGUGCCCGACACCGCAUUCGAGCACGAUCAGUUUGAUGAGCAGGAGGUCAAGAGACGGGUGAGAGAGGCCCGUGUGUCCUUGAAGCAGCGCCGUGAGCUGGAGAAGAAGGAGGCAGCCGAGCGGAAUGAAAAGGCUCCCGUAACUAGCUUUAUCACCACCAGGAGUGCCAUGAGUAUUUCGGGUCGGCAAAGGGAUCCGCGUGCCAGCAGCGGUGAUCUGUACAGCACCAAGCGACAGAUCCACGACAGCGUUUCUGGACCUACUGGGAAGUCCGUGAGGCGUGGUAGCACAGCCAGCCAGGUAUCUAGGAUUUCCAAAAUUUCCAAAGUCAGUGCUAAUACUGAGAAACAGUAAGGCGUUCGAGGUUUCGAAUGCAGAUUUUUCCAAUAAAUUUCGGUCAUUUUUUUAUUUUA